Messenger RNA from Cladocopium goreaui, 3508 nucleotides. The record is from the annotation of a GenBank genome assembly. Lineage: Eukaryota; Dinophyceae; Suessiales; Symbiodiniaceae.
GCACUGCUCGUCUCGAGGAUGGAUCACUGGAAGUUGCCACCAAUCCCUUUUUUGAUGAACUAUUCCGACAUUGGUACGUUCGUCUUCGGCCUGGUGUUAGAAUGAUUCAGAUCGAGGUGGAAGAUUCUGAUGACGAAUCCACCGACUUUUCAGAUUUCAUUCAGGUCAAGAUGGACCCAUACAUAGAGGAUAGCAAACAGAACCUCUCCACCUCUGUCAGCCUUGAACCAGCUUCGGGAGUGAAACCAGUUGUGGAAGGUGAACAACCUGUGAAGGUUGAGCCCGCUACUUCAGGGAAUGUUACACAGUGCUCGGAACAUGGUGUGAAAGCUCCCCUUGUAGUUACCAUUGAUGAUGACAACAGUCCCAUGAAAGACACCAAGGGGGAUAAGGAUAAGACCUCUUGCGUGACUCCAGACCAGCCCACAACUGCUGACGACAUCAAAGCCCGAAUUGCGUUGGAACUUGCAAAGAGACGUGCUUCCAAGUUUGCCAUGGACAAUGCAGAGACACAACCUUUGCCACCCUCUCUGUCCGAUGCUGUUGCUUCGGCUGGUGCUUUGGCUUUGACCCCUUCGCCUGACCAUGCAGGAGCGGUUCAGGAAAUGAUGCCUACUGAUGAUGGUUGCGAUGAUGGUCUCAGGCGCUCUCUGCAGCGCCAGUUCUCGGCAGAGGAGCAUUUGGGUGUGGCUGAUGGCUCACAGGAGGCUACACCAGUUGGGGGUGUGGCUGAUGGCUCACAAGAGGCCGCACCAGUUGAUCAUGGGCUUGAAGGUGCUGUCCCGGAUCAUGAAUUGGGAUUGGUGCCAAAUCCAGUUGAGGAUCAGCUUGGUGACCUUGUUGCCAAGGCCGAUGAAGCUCCUAUGGCUGCAUGCGAUGCGCUGGACCAGAUGCCUGACCAUGUGCCUCCAUCUGUGGAAAAGGAGUUGGAUUGUCAGUUGAUUGAGGAUGCCUUCGUGGAGAAACAACAGGCUGUUCCAACACCUGCAAAUCCAGAAACCACUCCUUCUGUGGAGGCCCUUUGCUCAGCAGUGCCUGCACCUUCACAGCCUGUGAAUGCUUGUGAGGGUGCGCUGAUGGCUGGUGGUUGUGACGAUGAACCAAUGCUUGAAGAUGAGAAUGGAGAGAUGGGUGAGAUGAAAGAUGAGAAGAUGGUGGUUGCUGAUGAGAUCAGUGAUGGGGGUGAAGAUGAUGAAGAGCCUCCUGUCGUUCCGAGGAGAGAUCAGUGGUCUUUGCGACCUGCUCCCAAGCCUCGAGGGCGAAAGCCCAAGGCUGCAGCCAAAGCCAAGGAGGCAAAGCCCAAGACGGCACCGCGUACUGGAGGCCGCAAAAACACCCGCAAGUUCAUCACUAUCGAUGACAUUGUUCCCCCGACCCCAGCACCACCAGCUGUUGCUGCUGAUGGCAACGGUGCUGUGCCUCCAAAGGCAGUCGAGAAGAAGCAGCCUCGUAAGAGGGCUGCAAAGGCCAAGGCUUCUGGUUCUAAGAAGAAGCGCCAAGCUUCUGCUGCCUCCGAGGGUGAGAAGCCGCUGUCUGCCAAGGACAAGGAAGAUGAAAAAAACAAAAUUGUUUGGACACAUGUUUCAAAAGAAGCUGCUCCUGUGGUUGCCGGAAACCUCAAAUGGGCCCCUGUGCAGGACAAAGCUGUGGAUGAUAAGGUUCUUCCUGAAGCUCCCAAGGAUGAUGCGGCUGAGCCCAUGGGCAGCUCUGGAAGCUCUGGACAUGUUGAGAAACCCAAGACCGAUGGUCCCGGCAGUUGCAAUGAUGAUCGACGUGAAGGUGAUGCUAAAGGUGAUGCCAAAGCUGAGCAUGUGAAAUCCUUUGCCAGGAGAUUCAUCCCGAAAUUGACACCUGCUCGUGAGCGUUGGUUAGCAGUCCGAGAUGUCUUCAACCAGCAUGUGAAGGAUUGCAUUGAGGAGCUUGGUUUCAAGCCCUACCCUGUGGAGAUUCAAGCGCGGAUGCAUUGCGAGCAUUUGUGGCUGCUGCAAACCAGCAGGAGCAGCAAUUCGGAUGAGCUUUUGGGGGUGGCGGCCAAAUAUGUGGCCAGUCAAAUCAGUGCAUCAAGGCACGUGAUAUCACGUGAUCUCGAUGUGGCAGAGUCGCAUUGCAAGCCUCACAUUGACUGCUUGGUGUUGACCAUGGCGGAGUUUCGGUUGCGAGGUUGGCUAUACAUCUACUUCUUUGCAGCGAUUCAGUUGCAGCAUUUUAUGCUGUUGUAUGCAGCUCCUGGGCAGUACACCUUCAGAUUCGCUGCCAAAAUGGUGUCCUUGGUUCCGAAGGUAAGUGCUCCAGGAACUUUGAUUGGUGUUGUGAUGGAACUUCCAUCACGGGUUUGGUCCACAGAAACCCUGAAAAUUGGUUUGCAAAUGGUGGAAAACGGGGCUGGCCUACCGGAUUCCAUGUCCAGUCGCAGUGAUUAUGAUAUUCAACAAGAAAUCGAUGCCUUGAAGGAACCAACGGUGGAUCUUGCUGAUGCUGCCGAGGAACGAAUCAUGGUGAAGACUGCUGAUGCUGCUGAUUCACAGCCAUCUGCAGCGGAUCUUCUCUUGGCCUUGCAAGAUGCUGGGCUAGAUACUGUUGAUGAUCACUUGGACGCUCCCAUGGAUGAGGAAGCUCACCUUGACCACGAUCCCUAUGGGUUCUUUGAGAGUUAUGAGGCAUCCAGCGUCAGUGACGACGACGAGACUGACCAAGAAACAAUGUGCGAUGAUGCGAAGAACCGUGAGAAUACAAAGAACCUGGACAAUGCUGUCAGUGCCAAUGAGAUGAAGCGCAUUGGCAGAUUGUUGACCCCACGACAAGAUGGAACGCUACUAGAAGCCUUCAUAGCCAAAGCCAAACGGGUGGUAGAAUCCACUCAAGAAAAUGAUUUGUGGGUCGAUGGUGCCUUCAUGACUGAGAAGAUGAUGACUGACGAGAACUUCGAUUUGCGUGAUCGCUAUGAGAAGCACCUCCAAGUGUACUGGGUGGAAUCCCAGAUGGCUGGUCGACGUUUGACCUUUGUUUGCAUCUUUGUCAACUUGUGUGAUAUAGUGAAGAGAAGGAAAACAACCUUCACCGAGGAGGAAGAGGUGGAGGAAGGAGCAGUAGAUGCAGAUCUGCAGGAUGUGCUUCCGAAUGAUUUUAUCCUUCCGGAAGACAACUCAGAUCCUGCAGAAGUGAUCGAAGCAGGUGGUGUUGAUUCGCAACAAAAGAUCAUGGACAAAACCGGCAAGGUGGAUGCUGCAAUCUUGGGCAUCAUUGACAAAAUCAAUCAGGUCAACACGGAUGGCAUUGUUGAUGGAUAUUCGCAUCAGCACCAAGACGAGUUGGAAACGCUGUACAAGGAGUCUCGCCAGCAGUGCGCUGCAGCACUGAACAUGGUCACGAGGCCACUUAUGAGCCACAUCAAAUCGAAGAUGAACAGGGAACGACGUGAGCGUGAAAAGGCUGAGGCUGAGGUGACUCAAAUGCGUCGCGAACUGCUGGGCCUUUGCUGGAGCAUGUGGUGGAAACAAUUGCGGAUGGU